GUGCUGUACUAGUGUGCGCGCGACGGCCAGUCUGCGAAGGCAUAUACUUCGUCGCGACACUAAAGACAGUCAGUCGACGAAUGUCUCUUUCGUUAGUAACACACAGCGGCGGCGUCGAUUUUGUUAUUAUUAUAUUACUCAUAUACGCGCGUCGAGCAGUGCCGGCUUGUGUGUUUGUUUGAUCACGGACACUCGUCCGAUCUAUAUAAUACACAGAGUGUGAUUAUAUAUCGCGCUUCGUGUCAAGUGCCUUAAGUACGGCGUGCGAUGCUGAGCAUUUUUUCGCCAGUGCCUUAGUUAAUAUCGAAAAAUUGCCGAAGCCGAGUAUCAGCCGCUGUACAAGCGACUCCGAAGUAUAGCAGCAAGCAGCAGCACAGCAAAUCUUCGACGUGAAAACACGAACUCUCUCGACCGAGGCGCCACUAUACGUGUGAUCGCAUUCGCAGAAGUGUGCGUCGUCGUCCGUCUUAUAUAUCUAUAUACAUUGCGGAGAGACACUGGUAGUGGUGUGCGUGUGCGUGCCAAGUAUUAGCGCGUGCAUGUAUGUAUGGGUGUGCUGCCUGGCGCGCGCGCGACUCUGUGUCUAUCUGUGAACGCGAACGCCGGUAUAUAUGCGCGUGCAUAUACACCACAUCCCAUCGUUCGCAAAGUUAAAACGCUCUGCGCUGCCGAGUGUGCUGACUGCUGUGUGUUGCGCGGCGCGCGGUGUAUAAGCGACGAGCGAAGCGAGCAGCAGAGCAGCAUAUUGUGUAACGCAUUUCUGAAUAUAACGAGAACGCGCCGAGUGUGUAUAUAAAACAGAGACUACUCGGUGUGGCAAAAAAACUUUUGCCAACAGUGGUUGUCACCUGAUUAUUUUUUUCGUGUCCACCCAAGUGCAAUUUUUUUGAAUACGAAUAAAACAAAACAAAAAUGGCUCAAGAUUUAGCCCAAAAGUCGCAACCUGUCAGUCACAAGAGCGUCGUUGGAAGCAGAAGAAUAUUCACUGUAGCUUUUAAGCUGCAGGUGCUCGAGUCUUAUCGCAAUGACAUCGACUGUCGUGGAAAUCAGCGAGCAACGGCGCGAAAAUUCGGCAUCCAUCGGCGACAGAUACAAAAGUGGCUGCAGAGCGAGGUCGUUCUCCGCAAAAGCCUGGAGAACAGCCCGACAGAGCAACAGAGUGCACCGGCAGCCCCGAUGCAACAGACGCCCUCGAUGCUCGAACCCGGCAACAAAUCCGUAAUCAAGGUCGAACCACAGCAUCAGCAGCCACAAACCCCGAAUAGAACGCCGCUCGAGGUACCCAAAUCACAUACAGCGACUUCGGGCGCACUUAUGACCUUGAGUCAGAGCUCAGCCAGACUGCGUGGCGACAGCAGCGGCGGCGGCGGCGGCGGCACCGACGCCGAGUCGCUAUUGCUCGAGCAGCAGCAGCAGCACCAGCAACAACAGCCUCAGCUACCGCAGCCACAGCCACAGCCACAGCAUCAACAACAGUCCCCUCCACUUGUUUCUUCGUUUUCCGCCUUGACACUGCAGUCGUCGAUUUCAGCUAUGCAGAAUCCCGAAUCUUUUUACGCUUCCGAAGUGCCACAUACAUAUCCUUAUUUAAUGUCGCAAGCCAUGUUUCAACAACAGCAACUGAAUCAAUUUAAUAGUUACGCGGUCGGUCCCCAAGAAUAUCUGUACCACCAGCAACAAGCACCUCUGGUAACCAGACAUCAAAAUUCGACAUUGGACCAGCAGACCUAUACAUUAGAUUACGAGCGAUCCAUGCAUUAUCCAGUAAUCAAAUCUGAGCGAUCUAGUCCAGAUUAUCCGGUCUACACUGUGAUGCAAAAUGUCAGCGACGACGAGCGACAAUUGCAUCUCAGGGUACCACCAGAGGACUACAGAAGAACAUCGAUUGGUAGCAGCGAGGGUGGAAGUCCGGCACCGAGUCAACCGAGCACCAUCGAGUCACACAACUCGCGAGACUCCGACGCCUUCGUCGAUGCAUCCUCGUCUGACGACAGCGAGGCUGCGGCGACCUCGUUGAGCGGCGAUGACGACUCGCACCCGAGGCGUAGGUCGUUCUCGCUUCACUUCAAACUUGGCGUGCUAGACCACUUCCACGGCCACAACGACACCGCGGGAAAUCAGCGCGCCACGGCCCGCAAAUUCAACAUCAACAGGCGCCAGGUACAAAAGUGGCUGAGCCAGGAGAGCGAGCUCAGGGGACUGGCGCUGACCUGCCGAACGGAGAGACAGCGUCUCGGACCGAUGAGCAACGACUCGGGUGUAAGUAGUCCGGUCGAUUUGAGCGCGGCUUCCGUCGAGUUCGAUAGCAACCAAAAUGCCAUCGAAGACGAGGAAUCGGUAAAUUCUCAGGUCCCCGGUUACUGUUCCUGCUGUGCGGAUGGCCAAGCCUUUAACAAACGUAGAAUCUGUUGCAUCGAAUCGCCUUAUCCUAUUUCCGAAGAAGUAAGUCCGAAAAAAGCGCGUACGAUCGAGGGCUAUGACGAGCCCGUGCAAGACACGCCACUUUGUCUUGUGAAGCCGAAAAUUGUAAAAUUAAGCGCGGAACCAACGCAGCAGCAAGUCAACGAUCAAGUUCCGGCGAUUUCCAGCAAGAAAGAUCAAAUAUUGUUCAAGCCAUACUUGGAUAUUCCUAGUAGCAAAUCGAGUAGGCAAGAGAGCAACAAAUCCAAUUUGCAAAACGUAAGCCAGACCGGACGAGUCGGUUUUGUGCCUUGGCAACAAAGUUUCGAGCACGUCAACAGCGCUUUUGUGAGGUACGGUUCGAACAUGCGCAAAUGUUGAUUUUUCGCCCCAUAAAUAUUUACAGAGACGAGUAUGAAAUUAUAUUAUAUUUUUAAUAUGUACAGUGAUAAUUACAAACUUAAGUUUAAUUAUGAGUACCGGUCGGAAAUGGGAUCUAGUCGAGAAAUGAAUAAUCCCUCUUGGUACUUUACACAAUUUCAUGAAAAAUAACUUAAUUUUCGAAAGGCUUUAUUUAUUUUUUAGUAUUCAUGAGUAAUUUAAAAUAUUAAUACAUUUUAGUAUUUUUAAAUGAAUUUUUUUAACUAAUGCGAAAUUUUUAAAUUACGUUAAAAAUCGAUUGACAAAUUCUAAUAAGAACGAUCGGUCAAUCUUAUUGUAAAAAAGUCUGCGGUGCCUUUAAAAAAACACCGCUCAUCUGCCAACAUUAAGCAAUUUGCUACUUUCCACAAUAGCUAUUAAUGUACAUAUAUUGUAAAUAUGUAAAAGUAAGAAAAUUAUUUUAAAAUCAUAAUCGACGCGUUCAAAAUUCGUGGUUUCUGGGUGCCUUUUGUAUUCGUUAGUUCAUGCUAUAGCCUCUCACGGAAUAAUUUUUCCGAAUCGGUGCAUUAUCGAUGAGCUUUGAAAUAGCUUCGAAUGUAUGAUUUUUUAAAUUAUAUGAAAAUAAGCUCGAUAUACUAUAGUGAUCUCGAUCGAUACAAAUAAUGAAACUCAUGUGCCUUACUACGAGUUAAACGAAUUUUUUUUUGUAAAUUCUACGUACUAUAGUUAAGGAUGACGUAGAAGAAACUAAAUUAAAUAUAUUUUGUAAAUUUUAAUGCAAUAAUAAAUAAUACACGUAGAAUUUACAAAAACAUUACGAGAUUAUUGUGUGAUGUAAAAAAUCAGAUGUGCCUUGUACAGUAAAUCUCGUAUGAAAAUUCUCCAAUUUUAAAAAUGUGAUAUCCCGAAAUUUAUAUAAAUCUUUAUUUGCGAAGGACUGCAGUGUCUUAUUUUCGAAAAAAAUAUCAAAUGUACGUAUGUAUUUAUGUAUUUAAUAAUUAUAUCGAUAUGAACGAAUAUAUAUUUAUACAUUUACAGUUAGUUAACUGUAAAUAUUUAUCAUGUUAAGGACACGAAAUUAGUGUCAAAAUCAAAUUGCAUAUAUACGCGAUAAAUCGUAUAUAUAAAUAUAUUAUUUAUAUUUAUAAAGAUGUAUCUAUAAACUUGUGAUGUCUACGAGUAACAGCGACUGAAAUUGUCUUUAUGAAAUGUGUGAAUGUUGAUAAUAUGUAAUGUUUGAAAAGAAAUCUUUAAACGUAAAACUCAGUUAACGAUGUCAUUGACUCAAAGUCUUAUUUUGUGUAAUAACUGAAUAAUAAUAAUAUUAUUGUUUAAUUUGUAAUAAUAUUAAUUCUGUUAUCAUCGACGUAUACAUCGCAAACCUAUGAAAUUUAUAGAGUAUGAAAAGAAAAUAAAAGAAAUAAUUUGGAAA
Trichogramma pretiosum is the source of this 4213-nucleotide messenger RNA. RefSeq lists its product as uncharacterized. Bases 913 to 2781 code for a protein of 622 amino acids. The transcript has a single exon. Lineage: Eukaryota; Metazoa; Arthropoda; Insecta; Hymenoptera; Trichogrammatidae. The record is from RefSeq and is a predicted model, not a curated record.